AUGUGCGGAAUCAGCGCUGCCCUUUCACUGGCAGGGUACCCCGCGCAAUCGAACGGGGAUCGCCUGUCAUCUCUUGAGCAACUCAGCAAGAGUCUAGAUCUUGUUCAGCAUCGCGGUCCAGAUGCGCGUGGGGAAUGGGCCAACGAGGAAAGCAAUGUUUAUUUGGGACACGUUCGACUCUCUAUAGUCGACCUGAGCCCACAAGCAAAUCAGCCCUUUCAUGAUACUGCGAAUGAUGUUCACGCAGUCGUGAAUGGUGAGUUGUACAAUGACGAAUACUACCGAGAGCUCUUGGGUAGUGAAUAUGACUUUCACAGCAAAAGCGAUUGUGAAAUUGUGUUGGCUUUGUAUAAACACUACGGGCUGUCCUUUGUGUCUCACCUCCGAGGCGAGUUUGCUUUGAUCCUGUGGGAUGCCCGCAGAAAGGUGUUCAUUGGCGCGAGGGACCGCUUUGGCGUCAAGUCUCUAUACUACACUGUUGUUAACAACCGACUUCUCGUGGCAACUGAGAUGAAGUGCUUUAUUCCCUUUGGAUGGAAGCCAGAGUGGGAUGUUCAAGGUAUUCGAGAGUGUGGCUGGAUGUUUGGCGCCGGGACUAUCUUCAAGGGAGUCAAAUCAGUUUCCCCGGGGCAUUAUAUCAUUAGCAAAGGGUUUGGCCCUAUUCAAGAUGCAGUCUACUGGGAUGCUGAGUAUCCAGACAAGAGGACACCGGAAAUUCGAUCAGAAGCAGAGAUGAUAGAGGGCGUGCGGAACCGCCUGAUGGAAGCCAUCAAAAUUCGCCUUCGUGCCGAUGUGCCUUUGGGAAUCUACCUGAGCGGUGGAAUUGAUUCAUCGGCGGUGGCUGGCAUGGUAGCCCAUCUCGUCAAGGAAGAGGGGGCCAGACUCGGCAAUGAUGAAAGCCAUCUUCUUUCAAGAAUCAAAUGUUUCACUGUGCAAUUUGACAAGGAUAGUGGAGCUGACGAGUCCGAUAUCGCGCAGCGUACCGCUGAAUGGCUGGGGGUAGACUAUCACCCAGUAUCCGUCAACGAAGACACUUUUGCUACAAUGUUGGCGGAUACUGUUUGGCAUAGUGAAACCCCUGUGCCAGAUACGAAUGGCAUAGGAAGACUCGCCAUGGCUGAGGCUGCCAAAUCACAAGGGAUUAAAGUGAUAUUGACAGGAGAGGGAUCCGACGAGCAUUUUGGAGGAUACAAAGAUCUAUCGAGUGAUUUCCUGCUCGAAAACGAUCCCUCAUGGCACUCUGCGCCAUCCAAAGAGGAGAUUGCCGAACUAGCAAAACGAGUCAAACUCCUCUAUGCGAGCAUGGCCAAGGACAUACCUUUCAGUAGAAAUAGGGCACCCGAGUCAACACGCCGAAUGCUGAACAAUACCUCAAUCUUGACCUUCCUCUCGUUGGUUGGCUGCAUGCCAUUCGCUCAAUGGACCGACAUAUAUACGGUCACGUCUCCCGAGACUGCACAAGCAGAAACUUUGGAUGGACGCGUUCGAGACGCGUUCGCCAACCGGUGGCAUCCACUCCAUACAGCAGAGUAUCUAUUCACGAAAGGCUUCUUCAGCAACUUGCUACUUCGGUAUCUUGGUGAUAACAUCGACAUGGUGCACAGUGUCGAGACUAGACCUCCGUUCCUAGACCAUCAUUUGACCGAAUAUGCCAACAACCUCCCACCAAGUCUGAAGAUCAAAGUGUCGACGUCAGACGGGUCACUUAAGGAGAAGUACAUUUUGCGAGAGGCGGUUCGUCCCUUCGUCACAGAUGAAAUCUAUACCCGACAGAAGAAGCCAUAUGUUGGACCUACCAAUUUCCAGGAAAAUGGGCCACUUCAUAAAUUGUUCGUCCGCCUGAUUACUCGGGAAAAUGUAGAUGCUCUUGGGUUUGUGGACUAUGAAGCAACACUGGAAAAUGUGCGCAAGGCAUUCCAAGAUAAGGACCAGUGGGCUUUGCGAGCUGCGUUCUCUGUUUGCCAAUUUGUGGUGCUUUCGCAAAGAUUUGGGGUAGCCAGAGCUACGGCUCCAUCCCUGUGUCAUACUUGCUAA
This is a messenger RNA of Penicillium nucicola, 2034 nucleotides long. Its product is annotated as asparagine synthetase B family protein. The coding region runs from base 1 to 2034 and encodes 677 amino acids. Gene Ontology annotation, molecular function: asparagine synthase (glutamine-hydrolyzing) activity. The transcript is spliced from 6 exons. Gene Ontology annotation, cellular component: cytosol. The record is from RefSeq and is a predicted model, not a curated record. NCBI's taxonomy places the organism in Eukaryota, Fungi, Ascomycota, Eurotiomycetes, Eurotiales, Aspergillaceae.